Molecule: messenger RNA, 2575 nt
Organism: Mizuhopecten yessoensis (Yesso scallop)
Lineage: Eukaryota; Metazoa; Mollusca; Bivalvia; Pectinida; Pectinidae
Exons: 2
Coding region: 243-1163 (306 amino acids)
Source: RefSeq, a predicted model, not a curated record
AUUUUUAUGGAUUUUCAUUUUCUUAACCGCCAAAACGGUGUCUGUAUAGAGCGUAUCAAAGCGACAGGUGCACGAUACUGUCAGUAAUUUUAAGACGUCUUUAAAUAGAUGAAUUCGGAUAUGAAAAAAAUCUGUAUCAACAUGGCAUAGAACAAAAUGACUUCGGAAUUUAUUUUAAGAAAGUCCAGAAAGAGUAAUUGGGAAGUGUUGAUCAACUCUUGGUUCAGUCGUCUCAGUUCAGUAUGAAGGAACAAAAAGGAAAAAACAAAAAGAAGAAAAAAGAGUUCCGACAUAUUGUCGAGCGCUUCCGGCAAAUGCAACAACAUGAAGAAGUUGCGCAAGAGAAAGAGUUCAAGCGGAGGCGCGAUGGCCGGGAAAAACGAAAAAUUACAAUACAAAUUGACAGAAGAUUAGUGCAUUACAAAAGGAUAUAUGUGUUAUCUACACUGGCUUUUUUAAGCGGUACUAUAAUGACAUUCGGGAGUGUAGUCAAGGGAUUAGGUGAGGGUUCAGUUCUCUGGACGUAUAGAUCCAUCUUUAUAAUUUGCGGGCCGAUCACCAUAGGAGUUGGUGCGUUAUUGUUGCUUGUUGCGACUGGUCUUGUGUACGAACGACAGACCAAGAUUAAAAAACGAAUGAACAUGCGUGUAUUUGAUUUAGGAAGCAGUUACAACUCCAACAGUUUUCAAGGAGGAAAGCGAGGUUCUUGCCAGAUAGACAGCUCUUCAAAACCAUUGCUUUCGCGAGAAACAUCCUCCUCCGGUUCAAGCACAACAGACACUUCCGGAAAUGCAUGUAACCGUGAGAAAUACAGUUAUAACAGAUCCAGCAUCGGAAGACAGACUUCAGAGAAUUCGGAGAUGGACGUUUAUCUAGAUUCUAGUCUUUCCUCUGGGGAAUCCGCUGGAUUGUCAUUCUCGGCCAAAUGGGCAGCUUUGGCGAAAUUUCCAGAACAAAGAAAUACAAAUCAAGUCAAGCAGAACAGGGAAUUAACAAAAAAGGCGGAUACUUUCGCUUUUACAUCAGAAUGUGGGAUGUUACCGGCAGUUGUGGUUUCUCCACCGGCACACUGUGUUGUUAUAGACGAGACUCGUCAAUCGAACGACGGAGACGUAGAUAGCAAAAAUGUCUUAAUAAGGACUGGUAAGCAAACAAGUAUCUAAAUCAAAACAUGUGUCGUCUGAUAACAGAAAAAGGAUGGAAAAGUUAAGAUGCAAAAUCGAAUACGUGAAGAAGGAUGAUAUAAAUAUGAAUGUAUUUGAUUAGAUAUGUCUAGAAGUGUCGUUAUAUAACAUAAGCAUGGACAAACAUGUUGAUAUUAUUUUCCACGACCAUAUUUUCAUUUUUUAGACUGGUUUGCCGGAAGGUCAUCCAGCCUACUUCAUUUUGCAUAACACAAGACAAUUUCGAAAAUCACCAUACAAAUUUGAAGGACUGCUAUUCCAGCAUUGAAAUGUGUAGCCGACUUGUUAAAUUAAGGUUGUUAACGACAGUUUUUUCAUCAAUUAUAUGUGGAACAAUUUCAUGAAACUGUUCCACCUCCGAUACCCGUUGUGUUUUAUACAUCGAUAACAAUUACAAGUGUACGAAUCUAGAUACUUUUCCUAAUCAUGACUGAAUCGUAGUGUCGUCUGCUAGUCUGUUACGUGGUGACACAAAGAACUGCGACAACAGUAUAUAAUUUUGUUGAGCUAGUAAAUCGAUUCCAUUGUUUUACACGUGCAUUUGAAAGACGUAUCCGUAUCGGUUAUAUGUCUAUCAAAUGAAUGUUUACUUCUAGUCUCCAGUUAUAUAUUUUCUUAAAUCAUUGGUAUCAAUUAUUACAGUUUCUAGAAUAGACCCCAAGGGUUAUGAACAUUGCGAGCAAUAAAUACCGUCCUGUUUACAUAGAAUUGCAUGUGUCAUCACAUAGAACAAACUCUCAGACAGAGUAGUGUCAUUCGUCAUUCUUUAAUCAAGUCAACGGGAUUUGAAAUAUUAUUUGGGGAACGUCAACUAACGGACAAUACAAACUUAAUCCCAUAUUUCUAAACAUUUUCUUCAGGUUGGUAAGUAUAGAUUAUGAAAAGUUCUUUUUUCAAAAAAAAAGAAGAACUUUAAUUAUAAUGAAUCCCAUAUUGUUGUGAGACUUCAUGCAAGAGAGAACUUGACUUGUAUGUUGAAAGCUGGUUUUCUCAACAAAUGAAUUAGGAUAUUAAAGAAAACAGUUUAUGUUUGAUUUCGUUUAACUUGGGGUUUUAACCAUUCAGACUAAUUUCAAUUAGUAACUUCUUGGUCAUUUCCGGUAAACAUCGGAAUAAACCAAUCGUGACAUCUCGGUCAAUUCCGGUAAGCAUUUUGAAAAGGGCAAAUCUGUUUAGUUUGAUGCAUGCUGGGAUUGACCUAGACGAUAUCUUUAUCUUGAACAUAUAUCUGAACUUAUUCUCACUAAGUUUUCAACAUCCUGAUUACAAAGGCUUUUUUGAACGCCACCUGAAUGGAUGUAGACAGGAUAAGCUUCGAGUAUCUAUUUGGCUCGUGUGUAUCGUUCAACAUGGCAGUGUACAUUUUAGCUGGACAUCGAUAAAAAUAAAGU